CACGCGCAAAAUGAUUUUGUAAAUGUACUACUACGCAUCUUACUUGUUGUGAACUUCUAAGUUUGAUUACCCCUGCAACACUAUUAAGACUUUAGGUUAGGUUAGGUUAAUCUUGACAUUGGCUUGAAUUUGGCUUACUGACUACAUGUAUAGGACUAAUUAUUCUUUACUUAUCUGAGUGCAAAUUGCAAUACCCUUUUGUCUUAAAUAAUUUAUUAGUUCUGUGAAUCAAGGACUCUGCAGUGUAAAAAAGAUUCUGAAUCUUGCCUUAAUAACUAAACGCAAUUUCUGAAAUUUUUCCCACACAUCUUGUCAACAACAGUGAUAUCACACAAUACUGUAUGCCUCUUAUAUAUUUAAGAAAUUCAAUUUUAAUUCAUGUUACAGUUUUAUUUUUUGGAUACUCCAUUACUGCAUUGAAUCAGUGCUCAAUCAAGUAACCCUUCAAGACUCAUUUAAAACUGUUUAUGUCCGUUAUUACUUUUGUUGAAGUGGGUAAUGCGUUAUACAGUUUGAUGCCAGGAUGAGGAAUGCGAUAGUGCUGUAUUUGUCCUUUGUAUAUGUGGAUAGCUUAUUUCUCAUGUUUAGUAGCUAUUUACAGAUGAAUUAUGGGUGCCAUGUGGAGUGCUACUGUUUAGUUUUUCUUUUACAAUUACAGCAUUAUCUGGUAGGUAUAUACAAAGAAGUGGUAGUAUUUUAUAUUUCCUCAACAGCUGCCUGCAUGAUGACAUUUGGUCCACUAUUUCCAUUAAUUCUGUACUCAAAAUGGUUUAAAACUUGUAUCACUGUUUUCCAAAAUACUACAUGAUAUUUGAAUACUGAGAGAGCAUAAGCAAAAUAUGUGGGCUGGAAGUCUUCACACACAAUAGAAAAUGGCACAUAUUCACCUACAGUAUCAAAAACGUCCACAGAAUAGGCUAUAUAUUGAAGAAAGAGGGACUUCAAACAGCAUAUAGGACAGACAAUACAGCACAGAAAAAACUCAGAACAUAGGAGACACCCACAGAUAAGCUCAACAGAUCAGGAAAAUAUCAACUCACAUGCAUCACUUUUCAAUCAGUAUUCGUAGGACAAACAUAGUGCUCACCGCGUUUUACGUAAUAAAAAGGCGUUUAUAAAGAAAGAAAUUACGCAAAGUACAUUAACAUGUGCGCACAGUGUCCUUGGAACACAAAAGGAAAAGGAUCAGUCACAACAAAACGUUAAUAGUAACACAUAUAUACACGAAACAUUUGACAUGCAAAAAUCAAGUUUUUCAAAAAUCAGGGGAUGCGUUAACUCACCCAGACUUUCAUCUUUUGGUUUGCAGAUGACAAGCUAUCAGUGCAGGAAACCAUACUAGUGGUCCUGCAAAACCAUAUAAUGUAAAAUCACGAUAAGAAGCAAAACGAAGAAAAACUUCCUUUAGACUCACUUUGUUAAAUUACUUACAACCUAAAAUACGUUCACUUUUCACAGUUUUUCAAUAAACAAAAACCCACUGAUGAUGGCCCAGACGUGCUCUAACAUUUUUGGGUAAAAAAAAAAAAACAGUGUGUUGGCAAAAAGGCGGAACCCAUAACCUAUAAAGUGUGUUUUCUGUUUUUCAGAGAGUUGAAAAUGAGUGACAAGGGAAGUGUAAACGACACAGACAUUGAAGCUGAUUUGGAUGAGAUGGCAUCAGAUUCUGCUCGUGUACACGACGAGUCAGUUGAUGAGAUGCACACAGCGGCCAAUUCAUCUGGGGCACAUGUUCCCAUUGUAACACGCCAGCCUUCCCAUAUCAGUGAAAUGCUGGAGGACCUGCCAUUGGGCUAUCGAGACUCGUCACUUGUGCAGGGAGAAGAGGUAGCUGUGGAGAUAUGGCCGCCCAGUGUCACAGAGCACUCAGGACUGGAGCAGCUUCUCUCACCCUGUGACACCAGCAGACCAUCACAUGUGUAUUUCAAUGACUGUGAUAAUGACAUUUCAUAUAAUGAUGGUGACAAUCACAGUGAUACUGAUAAUUGUGACUGUACUGAUAUUGACAUCAAUGAAAGCAAUAUUUGUUUAUUUCAUUUCCACGAUUUUUAUAUUGGUAACUAUAACAGAAAUAACGAAACAUUAUCAGUUCUUGACAUAGGGAAUUAUUCAUUUUUUAGUUAUAACAUUCAUGACCAAAACUUUUGGUUUCUUAGGUAUAGUGGCUCAAACAGUAUCCCAUCAUUGCUACCAACAGUUCAUGAUAUUGUAUUUAAUAUAUUUUAUAUGUGUAGAGACACUGAUAAUAGCGAUUAUACUAAUACUGUCGUCAAUGAAAAUGUUUGUUUACUUCAUUUCCAUGAUUUUUAUAUUGGUAGCUAUAACAGAAAUAAUGAAACAUUAUCAGUUCUUGACAUAGGCAACUAUUCAUUUUUUAGUUAUAACUUUCGUAACCGAAAUUUUCAUUUUGUUAGGUAUAAUGGCUCAAACAGUAUUUUGCCAUUGUUAUCAAUAAUACGUGAUAUUGUAUUUAGUAUAUUUUAUAUAUAUCACGACAAUACUAAUAUUGGCACCAAUGGAAACAAUAUUUGUUUACUAAAUUUUCAAGAUUUUCGUAUCGGUAAUUAUAACAGUAAUAAUGAAACAUUAUCAGUUCUUGACAUAGGCAACUAUUCAUUUUUUAGUUAUAACUUUCGUAACCGAAAUUUUCAUUUUGUUAGGUAUAAUGGCUCAAACAGUAUUUUGCCAUUGUUAUCAAUAAUACGUGAUAUUGUAUUUAGUAUAUUUUAUAUAUAUCAUGAUAAUACUAAUAUUGCCACCAAUGGAAGCAAUAUUUGUUUACUAAAUUUUCAAGAUUUUCGUAUCGGUAACUAUAACAGAAAUAAUGAAACAUUAUCAUUCCUUGACACAGGCAAUUAUUCAUUUUUUAGUUAUAAUAUUCAUAAUCGAAAUUUUGGUUUCAUUAGGUUUAAUGGGUCAUACAGUAUGUCUUCAUUGUUGUCAACAGAAUUUGAUAUUGUAUUUAAUAGAUUUGGUAUGUAUAUUACUUACAUAUGUUACAAUGAAAUCAAUAUUAUGUUAGUGUUACAGUUAGUAUUGCUAUUGUAUAUUUUAUAUAUAAUCCAUAUGCACUAUUAAACUGAAAAUAAAGCGAUUUUUUGUUAUAAUGUUCGUAACCGAAAUCUAGGUUUUGUUAGGUUUGAUGGUUCAUACAGUACCUCUUCUUUGUUGUCAAUAGAAUUCGAUAUUGUAUUUAAUAGAUCAGGUAUGUAUAUUUCUUAUAUAUGUAAUAAUGAAAUCAAUAUUAUGUUAGUAUUGCUAUUGUAUAUUUUAUAAAUAAUCCAUAUGCACUAUUAAAAUGAAAAUAAAACGAUAACCUAUG
Molecule: messenger RNA, 3322 nt
Organism: Schistocerca serialis cubense
Lineage: Eukaryota; Metazoa; Arthropoda; Insecta; Orthoptera; Acrididae
Exons: 2
Coding region: 1600-3078 (492 amino acids)
Source: RefSeq, a predicted model, not a curated record